Molecule: messenger RNA, 1056 nt
Organism: Emiliania huxleyi CCMP1516
Lineage: Eukaryota; Haptophyta; Isochrysidales; Noelaerhabdaceae
Exons: 2
Coding region: 1-1056 (351 amino acids)
Biological process (GO): peptidyl-proline hydroxylation to 4-hydroxy-L-proline
Cellular component (GO): endoplasmic reticulum
Molecular function (GO): iron ion binding; procollagen-proline 4-dioxygenase activity; L-ascorbic acid binding
Source: RefSeq, a predicted model, not a curated record
AUGGACGCCUGCCCGCACCUUGGCGGGCUUCUCGCAGGAAGCGUUGGCGUUUCAGUGCGAGCUACCUUUGCUGAUGGUCACUCGGCCACAUUGACCAAGGUGUCACAGUCGCCACCUGUCGUGCGCAUCGAGCCGCUGCUCACACCCGGCCAGAUCAACUCCAUUGGAGCGUGGUCGUCGGCGUUGCCAGCACACCGCAGCACCACGUUCGGUGAGAGGGACAGCAGCGCCAUGUCGCAAGCCUUGUUUGCCGCUGCCGCUCCCGCGACAAGGCCGUCAGACCUGCUUAGCCUUGCUGAGUUUCGACACUUGUUGAAACUGAUCGUCAGUCCUGCUAGUGAGCAGACGCCGUGGCUGCCGCCACGUUUAAUCCACGCGCUGAAUGACAGUGAAACGUCCAAGCACAUGGAAGGAGCUUUUCACCAAAUCCUUGGUGCGCAUGGUGUUCAACACAGUGACGGCUCUUGGCAACUGGACGCGGCUGGUUUUAGCGAGCUGGUGACGGCUAUUCAAGCGCAGCUUCUCGCACAAAUACCAAGUGCGAUGGUGCGGCAGAGCGAAUCAUUGUACCGACGCCAGGAGGUUCCACCGGUCGCGAUGGACGCGUCAAAGCGCAUUGCCGAACUCCUUAGGACAUCGCAGUCGCACGUUGCAUCAAGUGACUGGCAACUGGCGCGCUACGCAUCUGAGGGCGAUUUUUACGACGCACAUUACGACGCGGCUAGUAAUUUCACCGGUCGGUGGGCGACCAUGAUGGUGUACCUCAAUGACAUCCAACAUGGUGGUGAAACGUGGUUUCCUUCGCCGACAAACGGCACCUUGGGGGAGCAAAUGGCGGCCGCACAGGCGCUGCAGCUCAAACAUGGCGGCUGCCCGAUGGAUGACGGCACCCUGAUAUCGCCCAGAGCGGGGGUUGGACUGAUGAGGCCGCGGUCGCUGCCUUACAAGUUGCUUCGCCGAAUCCGGCGUAUCGCCGCAGACAAGACGAGCAUCGAGAGCAAUUGCGCCAGCAACAGCUCGACCAAAUUCUCCAACACCUCAGGGAACAGCGCGUGA